Molecule: messenger RNA, 2226 nt
Organism: Rhineura floridana
Lineage: Eukaryota; Metazoa; Chordata; Lepidosauria; Squamata; Rhineuridae
Product: interferon-induced protein with tetratricopeptide repeats 5-like
Exons: 2
Coding region: 113-1450 (445 amino acids)
Biological process (GO): defense response to virus
Cellular component (GO): cytosol
Molecular function (GO): protein binding
Source: RefSeq, a predicted model, not a curated record
CUGUGAGCAUUUUGCACUCUCUUCAGGAGCUGCUAGAUCCUGGGCAAGGCCAGGCUGACUUCAAGGAAAGGAAUCGUCCCCUCUUGACCAAGAAGGCACUGCGAAAAGCAGGAUGAAACCCUUAUGGGAGAAGCUCCAGAGCCUGCAAUGCCAUUUCACCUGGCAGUUUGAGAAAGAGGGCCAGGUGAAUGCAGCACACAUCCUGAAGAUGUUGGCUCUCCAGGCGGAACACACGCCACACCGGAACCACGCCACCUUCAUCGCCAUGAAGGCCUACCUGCAGCACUUGCAAGGGGACUACAGAGAGGCCCUGGGCAGCCUCCGAGAAGCAGAGGAAGUCCUGAAACGAGACCAUCUGGCCAACUUCUCCCGCCAGGCCCUGGUGACUUACGGGAACUAUGCCUGGGUUUAUUACCACUUGGCCAAUUUCGACAUGGUGGAGCUCUACCUGGGCCGGAUUCGGGAGACCUGCCGGUCCCUGGCCAGCUCUGAGACUUACUCUGUUCUGACCCCUGAAAUCCAUGCCCAGAAAGGCUGGUCCCUCCUGGCUGUUGGCUUCCGGAACAGGGAGGAGGCCCAGGAGUGCUUCCGAAUGGCACUGCAAGGAGAUGAGUCCAACGAGGAAUUCAACGCAGGACUGGCAACCUCUGUGUAUGCAUGCUGGACUCACUCUUUCAGAUAUGAUCUUUGUAAGGAGGCCCAAAGAUUGCUGGAAGAGGUUGUCCUUAGCCAGCCCCAAAAUUAUGAAGCCAAAGCAUAUUUGGUCAAUGUGCUCCUGACAACAAGUACAGGCUGGAGAGCAAACAGCCUGAUGGAAGACGUUGUCCAGAACAGCCUCAACCCUGAAGUCCUCAGAAAUGUUGCCAGGCUGAAAAAGCCAAACUCAUUCCCCAAGCAAAUCCCCCGAGCAAUUUCCAUCUUGAAGCAGGCCGUAGCCCUGGAUCCUGGCUACCAUCUCCUCCACUACGACCUUGGGCAAUGUUACAAGAACGAGAUGGAAAGAGCCUCACCAGAAAAAAGAGAAGAAAUGCUGGCAGCUGCUACCGAGAGCUUCCAACAGGCUGUGGAAACGGAUCCUCCGUUUAUAUUCCCCAGGUUGGAACUGGCUAAACUCUACAGAGAAAAGUCCCCUGCUUACGAGGAAGAGAUGUACCUGACCCUGAUGGAGGGGCUGCCAGGAGUCAGCAAGCGAUGCCAGCAGGCCAUCUACCUCCACUGGGGAGACUUCCUCCUCCACAAGAAGGGGCUGAAGCACCAGGCCCUGGAGAUGUACCAGGCGGGCUUCGGAAUUGUAGAUGGCCACAUUAAUGAGAAGCGGCAGCUGAAGGCCCGGCUGGUGGACCUGGCAAAGAUGUUUCAGGAAGACUCUGAAAUGCACCAGGCUGAGUCUAUCUACCACAUUGUUGGCUUCCCUUACGCACAAAGGUCUGGCUGUAAAUUUAGCAAGUAAAUUAAAUUCUGCAAGGGAAGGGAAGUCAGGAGCUGAAGAUGCGGAUACUUUUCUAUGCAUUUGAAACAAGCCUUCCUGUUCAGCAGAUGUUUGCUGCCCAAAGAUCUUCUGACUUCCGCUAACCUUAGUAGAAAGUUUGCUCUUGUUUGGCUUUUUCUGCGACAUUCCUCUCUGCCGUUCCGUGGCACGCUUAAGCGGGCUCCUUCUGCUUCCUGAAUCCCUCUUGGCUCUCUUGAGGCAACGAGACGCAAUGCUUCAUUUUGUUGCAAAUGGAGGAAUGGAAAGCACCUGGCCCUUGCCAUUUUGGGGACCUGCCAUCCCUCCUCUCUGGUGAUCAAUGCUCACAGGACUUCACAACAUCUACCUAGAUCAAACAGAGCUUGGAAAAGUUACUUUUUUGAACUACAACUCCCAUCAGCCCAAUCCAGUGGCCAUGUGGGCUGGGGAUGAUGGGAGUUGUAGCUUAAAAAAGUAACUUUUCCAAGCUCUGAGAUCAAAUGUAGAUAAACUGUGCAUAAUAGUAUCACGAGUGUCCAUUUCUUAUGGACUGGGGAGUGUCAGUGCCCUCCUGAAUCUUGAAAACAAAGAGUCAGGAGAAAGUUCCACAAAGCAGCAAGCAUGUGAACUGGAAAUGCUUUCAUUCCACCUCAGGGACAUUGAAGGGGUUCUAUAUUUUUCUGCAUGUAGCAGAUUAAUACUUGAUGCAAUAACUGGUUCUGUUUCUCUGUUUGUUUGCAUUUCUACCAGCUUGAUGUUCUAGCCACAAUAAAAGAUGU